Chelonoidis abingdonii (Abingdon island giant tortoise) is the source of this 1030-nucleotide messenger RNA. NCBI's taxonomy places the organism in Eukaryota, Metazoa, Chordata, Testudines, Testudinidae. The record is from RefSeq and is a predicted model, not a curated record.
UAACAGAGCAGGGCCCAUGAUUUAAACAGCAGCCUGUGUGUUGACCCCAUGGCACACAGACUGUGUCCCAGCCCAUUACCGUUCUGUUCUGGGCUGUGCAAUGAGUGACUUGGGAGCUACCCGGGCCCCAUUCUGACUCUCACAGGAUAAUCUCUCCUUGUCACAUGUUCAUUUCCAUCCAGCUCCCCCGCGCCGCCCUCAGACUGACAGUGGGAGAGUCACGGUGCCCGUGAUCAUCUGCAUUAUCCUGGGAGCCCUGCUCUGCCUGGUCUUAAUCAUCCUGGGUGCUCAGGUGCGAAGUGCCAGGGCACAGCGCAGAGGCUCCAGAAGAUCCUUGGACCCUUUCUCUGAGGCCGUGUACGAGGAGAUUGAUUAUAACCUGAUGAGAAAGAAGCAGAUGUUUGAUCGCUCAGUCUCCUAUUCAGAUGACUCAGUGACGAAGCUGCAGUAUUACACUGGAGACAGCGAGAGGGAAAAUGAUCCUGGAUCAGAACAAGGGGGAGAUUACCUGGGGAGCUCUCAUUUGGAUUACGACAACAUGGAGGAGCCUGCCUUGAACGAUGUCCCCCAGACUCCAGACAGUCGAGAGGUUCCUGCGCUGCCUGGAGAUGACCCAGGGGAUGGUUAUGAUGAUGCCAGAGAAAUUUCUGACUCUGAAGAUGACCCUGGUUCUGGACUAAGUUCCCAGGAAGUCACUGUGGCCCAUAGGGGAAGUGUCAGGAACUGGGAGUCACAGACAGGGACCUCCAAGCACCAAUUGGAGGAGAAGAAGGACCUGGUCCUGGAGAAAGCUGUUUUCAGCACCAUCCUGAAGUAUCUCCAGGUUGAAGAAAAGUUUCACAUCCCUACCUCACACUGGAAAGUCUACGACAGGCUCCUCUGUCUUGUCAGCAAACUGGAGACUGACCUGGAAUAUGCCCCGCUGCCAGCUGCCUUCACAGUGUGUUCACCGUGGCCACAGGGAAGGAAAUACACCCAUGUCCAGGCAGAUCGUCAGCCUACUUCUCAGUCCCAGGAGCAGGAGCUGUAA